AUGUGCGAGAGGCUCUUCGCCCUCCAGCAACCACCCAAGCUACACUCCGAAGCCACGACAGCUGCUCCAAAGCCUGAGCGCCAGGACGAUAGUAAGAACGCCAUCGGGAACUCAGGUAACACUGAGGGCGAGUCGAACAAUGCGAGUGAUGGCACAAUCGAAGAGGCCAUGCCUCAAUCCGAGGGCCUCCGUCUGACAUCCAGUCGUUUACCCGGCGAAGGUGUGGAGAUCCCUACCGUCGCUUUCCAAACAAUUAUCUUUGGAAUCAUGCGGGGACUUUUCAAGGAGAUUGAGGGGAGUUUUGAGGGAGCACACGUAUUUGCGAAAGAGUGCUCAUCAACACUAUCACGACAGGAUCUCCAGGUGAUUGCACGAUUCCAGGGACAGCUCGGAUCCCCAGACACACUCGGAGGAGACCCACCAUAUCCUGUGGCCGAGAACAUGAAGAUUUUCGUCGGAAUGCCCUCUACAAACACGGCCGUUUUGAUCGCGAGGGACGGAGAACGCAUUUGUAAGUUCUCUCAGAAGCAAAAUUGA
This is a messenger RNA of Hirsutella rhossiliensis, 537 nucleotides long. RefSeq lists its product as uncharacterized. The transcript has 2 exons. The coding region runs from base 1 to 537 and encodes 178 amino acids. Lineage: Eukaryota; Fungi; Ascomycota; Sordariomycetes; Hypocreales; Ophiocordycipitaceae. The record is from RefSeq and is a predicted model, not a curated record.